AUGGUGUUUGGUCUGUGCAGCCAGAGAGAGAGGCUCUAUAGUCUCCUCUAUGCAAUACAAAUCUUCAUUCUUACAGGCGUGGCAUACUACUAUUUUCAGGGGUCUGUGGGGAAAACAGCCCCUGCCCAUGAGAUUGCUGUGGAGUCAUCACAGCCCAUCGGGGAGACCUUAAGGCCAGUGUGGGGGCCGAUGGAUAAGUGCUACCCCGUGACCACUCAGAGACGCAGAGUCAGGAGUGGGAAGAAGCAUGACUCUGAGGCCAUGACCCCCAAGGCAGCGGGAGGACCGAACGAUGCUGCCUCCAAUGAGGAGACUGCUGUCUUGUCUAGGGAGGAGGUGGGGCCCCCGGGGGAGGAAGCAGCCAGCCUCAUUCCUGGUGCAAAGGGGGUGACUGAGAAGGAAGAGGUGGCAGGGACCCCAGGAUGGCAGGAGAACAAGAAGGCCCAAAAGGAGUUGGCCAUGUAUGUUUCUGAGGCUUCCGAGGUGGACAUCAUGGAGGAAAGGCCCGGGGGCUGGGUCCCCCAGCUCUUGAGGAAGCUCUGGCUGGGCUGGUUCCCCGCCUCUGACAUCCCGAAGACUCAGAGCCACGAGUGA
Rangifer tarandus platyrhynchus (Svalbard reindeer) is the source of this 594-nucleotide messenger RNA. The record is from the annotation of a GenBank genome assembly. Lineage: Eukaryota; Metazoa; Chordata; Mammalia; Artiodactyla; Cervidae.